This is a messenger RNA of Staurois parvus, 480 nucleotides long. The record is from the annotation of a GenBank genome assembly. Lineage: Eukaryota; Metazoa; Chordata; Amphibia; Anura; Ranidae.
UCUGCAGGUUUCUCGUACACAAAGAAAGAUUUACUGCAGUCUGAAAUGACAGUGCUAAAAACUCUAGACUUCCAUAUCAACAUCCAAUCUCCUUUCACAUUUGUAGAGAUGCUAUUAGAAGUUCUAGGAUACAAUGGCUGUUCUCUGCCACUAAACCAAGUGUAUGAUAUGAGUGUGAUGGUACUGGAUUUGGUUUAUUUGCUUAGAAAUCCUAUUUAUGACACUGUGCUUAAGUCAACUGUGGACAUACCAACUCCAAGUAAUACUCAGAGGAGCAAAUGUCUGGCUGUGAAGGAAGAUCUAAUGCUUCUGGGUACUGGAGUCAUUGCAGCCAGCACCUAUCUAAUAAGUCCGAAUUCUUGGAAACAGGUUAUGGAACAUUUAAGCAACAUUACAGGAAUCACAGUGAAGUCAAUCUUUGAAAUGUGCUCUGCAAUAUUAAACCAUUCCACUGGAUUCACAGGAUUGAUAAACCACUGA